Lytechinus pictus (painted urchin) is the source of this 3394-nucleotide messenger RNA. Its product is annotated as lysosomal acid glucosylceramidase-like. The transcript is spliced from 11 exons. The coding region runs from base 485 to 2050 and encodes 521 amino acids. Gene Ontology annotation, biological process: glucosylceramide catabolic process. NCBI's taxonomy places the organism in Eukaryota, Metazoa, Echinodermata, Echinoidea, Temnopleuroida, Toxopneustidae. Gene Ontology annotation, molecular function: glucosylceramidase activity. The record is from RefSeq and is a predicted model, not a curated record.
ACUCUGCGCUGCUCUUCAACAGAGCGAGCGCCCGUGAGCCGAAUUCGAACGCGCGCAGGGAAUUUCCCGCAAAUCACUCGACGGGCGCGGGCUUGUCAUGUGACCAUGUAGUCAAUAGAGUUAUGUAAGAAUACUGCCGACGUCUGGCGCACUGAAUUGACAACGCAACGUAAUUCAUUUGACAAACGCUCUUAUUCUCGACGAUUGAUUGUAUUUCAUGUCGGCCUACUCUGUCGCAAAUCUGUUUCGGGCUAGUUGUUGUAUACAGACUUCGACUAAUACCUUUUCGUUAUACCAGCAGGGUGAUACGUAAUCUUGCCUUUCGAAGACGAAAUUUGGUGUCUGCUGAGCUGAGAGUGAGACUGACUGUGACACUGACAUUCUGUUCUUCUAUUUCUCUGAGAUUGACUCUAACUCUGAGUCAGUGAUGACAGACACUGCACUGUGAAUCAAUCACUUGCUUUUCAGACCCUGUGUCUUCACCAUGGAAUCUUGUCCCUGUAUUACAACCACUUGUAUCCUGCUUCUACUAACUCUACAUUUAUCUUUUUGCAAAGCUGCCACACCAUGUCAUGAACAGCGCUUUCCAGGAGGGGAUACUUUUGUAUGUGUUUGUAACUCCACCUACUGUGACACGGUAGACAACUAUGAGCCACUUCAGUCUGGCUUCUAUACGGUCUAUACCUCUAGUAAUACAACAGGAGAUCGUCUCGCAAAGAGGACGUAUCCAAUCUCAAAGUCAUCCAACUCUUCAGGUUCAGCCAUUACGAUCAAGAUUGAUAAAUCCACCAUAUACCAGUCAGUGAUUGGGUUUGGAGGAGCUACUACUGAUGCUGCAGCAAUCAAUGCAUUCAACCUCUCUCAAAGUAGCAGACAGAACCUCAUCAAGUCAUACUUCUCCCCAAAUGGUAUUGAGUAUACUGUAAGCCGUGUUCCCAUUGGUUGUACUGAUCUAUCUACUCAUUACUACACUUAUGAUGAUCACCCAGGGGACUUUAAUCUUCUCAACUUUUCACUAGCUAAAGAGGAUCUCAGUUACAAGAUCCCUUUUCUUCAAGAAGCGAUGAAUAUGUCUGGUCGUGAUAUCAAGUUCUAUGGGAGCCCCUGGUCCCCUCCUGAGUGGAUGAAGACCAAUAAUGAUUACCAUGGAGCAGGUCAGAUCAUUGGCAAUCCCGGGGAAAAAUACUUCAAAACUUGGGCAAACUAUUUUGUCAGGUUUCUCCAGGAAUACGGUAAGCACAACGUGACUUUCUGGGGUGUGACGGUGGAGAAUGAACCGAUGGCAGGAGGAAUCAAGGAUUACCAUAUUCCAUCCUGUUUUUUCACCCCUGAGAUGGAAAGGGAUUUCAUCAAGCUUGACCUUGGACCUACUUUACACACCAAUGGUUUCGAAGACCUCAAGAUAAUGAUGCUUGAUGAUCAGAGAUUUGAAUUACCUGGAUGGCCUGAAGUUGUACUGUCUGAUGACGAUGCCAAGGCCUAUGUCUCGGGUAUAGGUAUCCAUUGGUAUUGGGAUAAGGACAUUCCUCUUCUCAAGCUAGACCUGACGCACAUGUACUACCCAGAUUACUUUAUGCUCUACACAGAGGCCUGCUAUGGAGGGCCGCCCAUCCUUGGCACCUGGGCGCAAGGUCAGGGCUACAGUCAGAGUAUCAUUGAGAACAUGAACCAUUGGGUGUCAGGUUGGGUUGAUUGGAACAUGGCUCUUAAUCUUCAAGGUGGACCAACCUUCAUUGGAAAUUUCCUCAAUGCUCCUAUCAUUGUGGAUGCAGAGAAAGAUGUCUUCUACAAACAACCCACAUUUUAUCACCUUGGACACUUCAGCAAAUUUAUUGUUCCUGACUCUCAUCGUAUACACCACACGGUGGAUUCAGACACAGAGGUAUUAAGCAUUGCAUUCCAGCUACCAGAUGAACACACCUAUGCAGUAAUCCUUCUAAACCAGGAAGAUCAAGCUGUGGAUGUGACAAUAUCUGACCCUGAUGUUGGGUACAUCAAUGCUAGGAUACCAGGACAAUCUAUCCAGACCUACCUCUGGAGUGACAACUAAAAUCAUGGCAGGAUCUAACCUCACACCAGGGUUUGCAUCAAACCCAGGGCCAUGAAGGCAAUUGUCUUCGCUGUCCACCUCAGUUAUCUUGCUGUCCUCAAAAUUCUCUCUUUACUGGCUGUGAUUCUAAGGUGAUUUCUCAAAAUUCUUAGCCCUCCCAUGUGAUUGUAUACUGCGAGGGUUGCCUAUUACAGACAACUUUUGUUUAUCAGUCAUAAUGUAUCAAUGUUAAGACAAAAUUAUUCAUAAAUUAUUGCAGGGCCAUAUUUGUCUCUUUGUCCUGUGCAUUAUGAAAUCUAAGACUGCAAGAUUAAGUUCCAAGGUGGUGACACCAACCAUAAAACGAUGGUGAUCAACUUUAAAUAUAAAUCAGAAUGUGAAAAGUAGGAAAACAAAUAUAGUGUUAGAAUACUCAGUAAAGGAUUAAAGCACAUGAGAUCAAUUCAACUGGAUAGGCACUUAUUUCUUUUGUUCAUGUGGAGUGUCGACUCUGGUUGAUAAAUGCAUGCCAUCAUUUGUGACAGCAGUCCAUUGUAGCUGACCAAAAUUUAAUGGGUGUAUUUCCAAUCAACUAAAAGUUUUUUUCUAUUCACUGAUAAAGGGGAAUCAGCAUUGGUGAUAAUUGAUUUUAACUGGUAAAUUUUUUAUUCCAGACAAAAGCAAGUCUGCAUUGUUAACAGUAGUCCAUUCUAGCUGGUAAAUUAUGAAUGGCGGUAUUCCAAGCAACUCAAAAUGUUGUGUGUACCAGUCAAUUCAAAAUCUCUCUACCCCAAUGAAAAAGCAAACCAACAUUGAUGCAUAUGUGCCAAGUAAUACUGAUUUUCCGUAUUUUGUUCGGUAAUCAAUAUAUGGGAGUACACUUUUACACGGUAAAAAUAAAACUUCAAUUUUGCGACUUGUGUAACGUCCGUGUUAGUCAUUUAUAUUGUGAUUGUCUUGUGUAACCUUCUGUAUUAGCAUGGAAAUGUGAGUCCUAGUUAUGAUCUGGGAUCAUAAUUUUUUUGUAAUCCACCUUAAUUUAUAUCCUUGGGAAGUAAUUUAUUUUUCCAAAAGACCGUUUUAUUUCUUGCCUCUGUCUCUGUUGGAAACAAGACAGGAAUGUGGCCUAACCGCCACCAUAGCCCAGCCGCGCCGCGCUAAUGAAAUGGGGUUUUGGGGGCCACGUGGAAAAAUGCAGAUUUUUUUGCCAAAGUACUAAUUGUUAGGUGGAAGAAUACUGAAAUUGUGCAUUAAAACUUGGCAGCUCUGUUGGUGACGAUUUUUAAUUCCUUUGUAGCCAGUAAAUGAUUAAUAAUGGUGUUCCAAUCAACUCAAAAUGCAGCUUACAUGUAUGUUUAUUUUUUA